UAGACUUUUUUUUCCCGCGUUUUCCAGUCCUCGGGUUGGGUUAGUUCGUUUGCGGUUUGUCACGUGAUCCCGGCGUAACGCUACAUCGGUCUGUUUGCAAUGACAGACCUCUUGUCUAUGUGUGAGAAGUUAUAAAUCGGUUGUUUGACAGAGGUUUUGACAACACAGAGUUUAAACAGAGACAGACGAUCGCAAAAACACAGAUGAACAAAGUCGUGUGUACAGGUUUUUGAGCACUAACCGCCGAGUACUCGUAACACCAUUGCAGCGUCGCCAACGGCGCUUCACCGCGCAGUACGUUGAUACAAAACGAGCAUCCACAAAUCUACAGUUGCAGGAAGUCACUGAGGUUUUGUUGUCACGGAACUCUUGAAGUGGGAUUUACACUUAGUAAACAAUAUCAGUCGGCUUUAAAACAUAUUCGAGUUUUAUCUGUUAAUUAUUGGCCGUUACGUUACCGGAUACUAAGAUGCCUCCUAAAAAACGCAAUUCUGGGGCGACACAGAGCAAAGAGAUGAAACCCACUGCUGAAAAUGCCUCUCCAGAGAAGAAGGAGAGUCCCGAGUUAUCUCUUAAAAAGCACGGAGACAAGGAUGCUGAGUUUGUGACUCUGUGCAAGAGCCUUCAUGUGACUGACCCUGUAUGUGAUCGAGCCUGGACGCUGUGGAAAACCGUUCAGGAGUCCGUGGAUGAAGCUGCUGACAGUCAGAAGAAGCUUUGGGGUGCUUGUCUGUUUGUGACUGUGACAGACAUGGAUGCCACCUGUUUCACCUUGACCCAGGUUCUGAAAGCAGUCUGUCUGAACGUCAAACAAUUUAUAGAUCUGGUGAGGAAGUUGGAUGUGAACUUGGAUACGAUAAGCACCAAGGUGAACUCUGCACUGUCACGGCUGGACAAGAAGUAUGAUGUGAUGCUGGCUCUUUACCAGAGGUUUGAGAAAACUUGCAAGAAAAUUUUCAAUCUGACGUCUGAUGGGAAGGAGAGGGAAACCGUGCGGACUUGCUGGACGAUGUUUCUGUUGGCCAAAGGAAGGGCCUUACAGAUGGAGGAUGACCUGGUCAUAUCAUUUCAGCUGCUUCUUUGUACGCUGGAGUUGAUCAUCAAGCGCUGCUCUCCAGACCUUCUGCAGCCUCUUUACAAAUCAGCCAUCAGCAAAAUUCAGAGCCCUCCAACACGAACAUCUCGUCGCAACCAGAGCAAAACUAAAUCCCGAGCUGUGGAGCCAGAGGUUGAUGUACAGCUUCUCGAAACCUUAUGCAAAGAGAAUGAAUGCAGUGCAGAAGAGGUGAAGAAUGUAUACCAAACCAGUUUCAUGGCUUUCUUAGAGUCGAUGGAUCUUUCAAGAAGCCCAGAUUUUCCUCAGGUGAAUGAUGUCGACCAACAAUAUGAAGAACACUACCUCAAGAGCAGAGACAUUGACGGACGAAUGUUUUUCAAUGGAGACGAGACUGUUCUUGCACCUAAAGUCGAGAUAUCACAAGUGGAGAGAACACCAAAGAAGAACCUGUCAGAUGAAGAUGGAUUACUCGUCCCUCCUCAGACACCCAUCAGAGCUGCCAUGACCUCCAUUCAGCUGCUGAGGGGUGAUCUCACUUCCAGUGGGGACCAGCCAUCUGCUAAUUUGGUUACAUAUUUCAAACACUGCACAGUGGAUCCGACGCAGGAUGUGCAGAAGCGCUUGGAGACACUUGGACAGGUGUUCAGUCAAAGAUUCGGUCAGGCGGUCGGCCCACGCUGCGUAGUGUACGGCAGGCAGAGAUUCACCCUCGGUGUCAGACUGUAUUACAGAGUAAUGGAGGAAAUGCUGAAAUCGGAAGAGAAGCGCCUGUCUGUGCAAAAUUUCAGUAAACUCCUGAAUGACUCCACAUUCCACACAUCGCUUUUGGCUUGUGCUUUGGAGGUAGUCAUGGCAACAUAUGGAGAGAGCAGUUUCAAAAAUGGAGGGUACAGCCAUGGAGGAGCCGACUCAGCCGAAACAGAUGUGUGUUUCCCCUGGAUACUAAAUGUGUUCAACCUGACCGCCUUUGAUUUCUAUAAAGUUAUCGAGAGCUUUAUCAAGGCCGACCCCACGCUAAGCAAAGAGAUCGUCAAACAUCUGGAGACCUGCGAGAACCUCAUCAUGGAGAGACUUGCAUGGAGGACGGGCUCCCCACUAUUUGAGCUUCUGAAACAGGAACAUGAGAGCGGAGGAGCAGAGCAGGUGGAGACCCCAGCUAAUUUCAGUCAACCGCUGCAGCACAACCACACCGCAGCCGACCUAUAUUUGUCCCCCAUGCGCCCAGGCCUGCGUGUAUUACCUCCUGAGUCCAGCUGUCAAACUUCCUCUCAGCCUGCCUCACAGCCAACCAGCCAACCUCCACGACCCCUCAAGUCCAACUCUCUCAGCCUCUUCUAUAAAAAAUUGUACCGUUUGGCCUAUACAAGGCUGAAGAUGCUCUGCUCCUACCUGCUGUCCUCCCACCCUGAGUUUGAGCCCAUAAUAUGGACUCUGUUCCAGCACACUCUGCAGCAUGAGUACGAGCUGAUGAGAGACCGUCACCUCGAUCAGUUGAUGAUGUCUGCCAUGUAUGCCAUAUGUAAAGUGAAGAGCGUUGAUCUGCGCUUCAAGACCAUUGUCACAGCAUACAAAAACAUGGCCAACACCAGCCAAGAGACCUUCAAGCACGUGUUGAUCACUGAAGGCCACUACGACUCCAUCAUUGUCUUCUACAACCAAGUGUUUAUGCAGAAGCUGAAAACAAACAUCCUGCAGUAUGCUUCUACCAGGCCUCCGACACUCUCGCCAAUCCCACAAAUACCCUGCAGCCCCUACAAGUUCCCUAAUUCGCCUCUGCGUGUGCCCGGUAGCAACAAUGUCUACAUCUCUCCAUUGAAAAGCGCACGCAUGUCUCCCGGUAUCAUGACCCCUCGAUCCAAAAUGCUGGUAUCGAUCGGCGAGUCAUUUGGGCCAUCAAAUCGCUUCCAGAAGAUCAACCAGAUGGUCAACAGCAGUGAUCGAUCCCUAAAGAGGACUCUGGAUCAUGGCUCCACGCCAAAGCCUCUGAAGAGGUUACGAUUUGAUGUGGACGGGCAAGAUGAAGCUGACGGCAGCAAAUCUGGAGGAGAUUCUACACUGAUUCAGAAGCUUGCAGAGAUGAGCUCCACUCGCAGUCGCAUGCAGGAGCAAAAGAUGAAGGAGGAUGCUGAGUCGAGGAUGGAAGAACUCUGAAAUCUAUUCAGCUGACCUGCACUGUUUGUCACAAUGUGAACGUUAUUUUCUGUUCACACCUGAAGUGAAACACACCUGUUUUUUGUACAUUUAAAAGUGCUAUUUUAUUUUUUAUUUAACUUUGAGGAGAUUUUUGUGAAUAUAGAGGAUGUUCACCUUUUUUGUUGAUGCUUUAUCUUAGUGUUUUUAAUGAAUUAGGGCUGUGUCAGUAAUUUUCAUUAAGUAUGUUUGGUUUUAAGUAUUUCAGUGCUAUUAGUUCCUCUUCACUCAUGUUUUAAGUAGUCUGGAUAGCUUCUGACACACACUGCUGGUUUUCUCCGCCUCCAGAACUUUUCACGUCUCGAGCAUAAUGUCACAUUCAAGUGUUAAAUCAUGGUUACUCUGUAAAGAGGAGUAAAUAUCAGCCUCAGAGAGACAUCCGAAUGUCUUUUAAUGUAGUGUUUUUACUGUUAAAGUAAUAAUUUCAGUUGGCAGCGCACAUAAUGUCUUCUUAAGUUGGUGACAUAAAAUGAGUAGGAAAAUUGAAUUUGUUUUAAAAACAUGUUGAGUUGCAUAAAAAUGUCUGACAUCCUGACAAGAUUUCUGUACCACUACUUCUUUAUCUGAGCUACAAUUAUCAGACGAACACAGUCAAACUAAACAAAAACAGUCAUUUUCAUGUUUUCAUUGAACACACCGGCUGGAAACACCAGCAACCUUUACCAGAUGUUUCUUGCUGCUUAUGAGACAACUGUGAGAAAACUUGAACAGCUCUCCCCAGCAAACCAGUUUUAAUUCAUCGGUGAUUCUGUGAUGUUGUCAUUGCUUUGUAUUAUUUUGUUGCAUGAGUCAGACAUUCCUAGUUAAGGUCAGCUGCUGUCUUGACUUCUUUAGUAAAAUUUCUGGUAUAAGUUUGAAUUGUUACCUAAAUUCUUCCAACACAGCCUCACUGCAAAAAGGCAGCUACAAGCCACGAUGAUCCCUCCUCCAUGCUUCACAGUCUAGAUUUUUUAAACAAAAUAUCUUCCUUGCAUUUCUUUCCUCCAGAUGUAGUUGUGUGCAUUUUGCCAAAAGAUUUAGAACAUUGAACAUUUAUUACACUAAUUUAGAAAAUUGUCCCAAAGUGUCUCUUUCUUGAGAAGAGCAGACAUUGUGUGGCUUGACUUAUAGAAAGGGAAACCUUUACAACCCACACUUUCAAUCGCCUCAAUAGUAACACCUCAGAGUGGUCAGUGAAAGCAUGAGAAGUACAGUUGUUUUUGUAUGUUUAGUGAAAUAUCUUUUGUCUAUAAUUUUGACAUGGCUGAAGAUCAUACUAUGCUUUGAGUAAUCUAAGGAUAAAAAUCCCACUAAUUCAGGUGCAAGUUUUUAUUUUCACUGUAGUUUCAGAUGAUUUCCCUUCGGUGUAAUGUGUAGUUUUAUGCUAACUUUUGCUUUCUUUUUGGGAUGGUUAAUAAAUGCAAAUAAAGGGGUUAUUUGUUAUGAGUUAAAGAACUAUGUUUUCUAUAUAAUUUACACUCAUUAGAUUGGCUCUUGUCAUUUUUGCAAAUGGGAAUAAGGAGAAUUCUCAGGAAAGGAGGGAAAAUGAAGACACUAAUUUUAAAGUGAAAUGUGUUUUUAACGUACUGAAGUGUAGUACAUACAGGUCACCACAGAGAUCAGCUAUGUGUUUUCAUUCAGCAUAGAGUAGCCAAAGGUGGUGUGCAGUGACCACCUGAUAGAGUAAAGAGCACCACUGUGUGUUCUCAUAAUAGACUCCCACGUCCCUGUGAAGGUACGCGAGAGGACAUGUUAUUGGGCAGUUUAGUUUUGCUUUGCUUUGGAUGUGAGGAAAAUAAGAUUUUAGUACCAUUUUGGAAAUGUGUAGACGUUUUUAAUAAACCACAGAAUAUUUGUUACUUCUUGUUCAGCUUCAUCUUGAAAGUCGUGUCUUAGAUCUCCCCAGUGCUAACAUGAAAGCUCAAAUAGAUUAUAGUUUAGGGCAUUUAGACCAAACCAGCACAGUCCCUUUUCUUCACCAAAUUCUGCUGUAAUUAUGAACGAAUAAAUACUAAAUCUUUGACCAAAA
This is a messenger RNA of Haplochromis burtoni (Burton's mouthbrooder), 5255 nucleotides long. It is a transcript of the gene rb1, whose product is annotated as retinoblastoma 1. The transcript has 27 exons. Gene Ontology annotation, biological process: neuron projection development; cell differentiation; cell morphogenesis involved in neuron differentiation. The record is from RefSeq and is a predicted model, not a curated record. Gene Ontology annotation, molecular function: RNA polymerase II transcription regulatory region sequence-specific DNA binding. Lineage: Eukaryota; Metazoa; Chordata; Actinopteri; Cichliformes; Cichlidae. Gene Ontology annotation, cellular component: Rb-E2F complex; chromatin; nucleus. The coding region runs from base 470 to 3208 and encodes 912 amino acids.